AUGGUCCGUUGCAGCAUGUCGAGAGGCGUUUCUUCUUUCCAGACGGAUCGAAAACCGGCAGAACGUGCCAGUGACAGUAAACCUUCGAUUUGGUAGGUAGUCUUUGUCUCGAUUAAAUUGUACUCACCGCAGACAGGUGCGUGAUGGAAUUUCAAAAAUUGUCGGCGCAAAUCUUGAAGACUUUUUGCGACCGACAAAAUUUUUGUAAUAAAAAAAUAGACUUUUUUUGAUUUUUGAAUCAUCUAAUAAUUGUUCUUAAACGAAUUUAAAAAAAGAUAGGCAGAACUCACUUUUUUUCCAGAUCCUUCACCGUAUUUUUUUUUAAAGAAGAAUGAUUUUUACAAAGUAGAAGCAAUGAAAAAAAGUUUUGAUAGUAGCUAGUAGCUUUAAAUAGGUAAAAAAACAAUAUGAUUGUAAUAGUCGUAUGCAGAAACAAAAAAAUCUUCUGUUUCAAUAUAUGCGGUAUUUAAAAAAAUUAAAAAGUAGAUCUUCUUUUUUUUCUGUGGCGUAUUUUUUUGUUUUCAGGUUCAUUUUGUUCUUUCAUCAAAACAAAUUCAUGAUUUAAUCUGAGAAAAAGAAAAACAAAUGACAAUUUAAAUGUCUUCCAUUUUCUCAACAUAGUCUUCAGGGUUGAAUAUACGCAACUUGCCGUUGAUUGUAAGGCCGUGAACCUCGGACAAGUGAGUAUAAAAUCUAGUUAAUCACCCUGACAAUGCUUUGAAGGGAUUUCCCGACGCUCCAGCUCCAAAAUUUGUCACGGAUAUCUUGAGAAACUACAGUGAUAAUCCUUCUCUCACCGCUGUACAUCAAUACACUCGAGGUCAGGAAUUCCGGAAGUUUGUGAAUGUAUUUUGUAGUUCUAGGCUAUGGUCAUCCGAAACUUGUGAAAGCACUCGGGAAUUUGUACUCUGAGCUGUACAGUCGCGAAAAUCUUGACCCUAAUAAUGAGGUAGAGAGAUUGAGCUACCAUCAAUAAAAUUGAAUAAUUCAGAUCUUGGUUACGGUAGGAGCAUAUCUGGCCCUUUACUACACUUUUUGCGGUUGGAUCCAAGAAGGAGAUGAAGUGAUAGGCAUGUUUCCCAAUUUGAACGCUUAUUAUAUCAAACAUUUUCCAGUCAUAGAGCCCGCUUAUGACUGUUACGUCCCUCAGAUAAAAAUGGCAGGAGGAAAACCAGUUCUGAUUUCGAUGAAGAAGCCGAAAGAUGCGUCCUCUUCUUCUGAUUUCAAAAUUGAUUUCAAAGAGUUGAGAGCGGCUAUUACUCCUAGAACCAAGGUGAAAAAAUUUACUUCGUGAGAACCUCAAAAAAAACUUGAGUGAUACAAAUAACACAUUUCAAACGUUCUGAGAAAUUAGCUUCUUGAUUCAGGGACAUUUUUUCUUCUCAGUUAUUCUUUUAAGAUGCUGGUUCUGAACAACCCAAACAAUCCAAUCGGCAAGUUGUACAGCAGAGAAGAGUUGGAAGAAAUCGCCAGUAUUGUAAAAGAAAACGAUUUGAUAGUGGUGGCUGAUGAAGUCUACGAGUGGCAUUGCUUCGAAAAACCAAUGAUUCGUUUUGGUCAGUUCUAUUUAUUCUCAUACAAGUGCUGCUUUGGAAGAAAUUUCACAUAGAUCCCCAUUCAAAAAAUCCGUUUUUUUCACAAUGAAAAACCAAUAGCUGCUUUUUGAAAAAUAGUUUACAUUUCAGCUAGCCUACCGGAUAUGUAUGAACGUACAAUUUCCAUUGGAAGCGCUGGAAAAGCGUUUUCCGUUACCGGUUGGAAACUCGGGUGGGCUGUUGGACCACUACAUCUUUUGGAGCCCUUGAAGGUAUGAUUAAUUGAAGAAUCGAAUUUUUCUCGAGUAAUAUGUCUUAUUAUUACAUUAUUAGGAAAUCGAGAAAAAAAAUGCAACCAAAAUUUUCAAGGUAAUUCAUCAAAACUGCGUGUUUACCUGCAGUUCUCCUACUCAAGCAGCACUGGCUGAUGCUUUCGAUAUUGAGUAAAAAAAAUUACGAUUAUCCGAAUUUUCAGUAUUCGAUUCAGGCAUGCAAAGUUUAAAAGCGACCCGGAGAAUUCUUACUUGCUGAAAGGCCUUUCGAAAGAACUCAAGAAAAAAAGGGAUUUUCUGGCGGAGAACUUGAAGUCUGUGAUUAUUGUAGAUUUCGUUUUUAUUGCAUUCUUUCAGAGAAGCCGGAUUCAAUGUCAUUCUUCCAGAAGCCGGAUACUUCAUGUUGGCGGACUUCUCUAAGUUCAUCAAUAGUGAGCUUUUUGCGGUUAUGGAAAAAGUCCUUUGAAAUAUUCAGCUGAUGAUCAAAAAACCGAUGAACCAAGGGACGUCUUCUUUUCGAAGCAUCUUUGCAGAAAUAUGGUUGAAAUUCAAAUUGUAACAAUAUUAACCCUCAAUGACUCAGAAACUGGCGACCAUCCCUCCUUCGGCAUUUUACUCGGACAAAAAAGGAAAAAUGGAGAAUGAUACAAUGAUCCGUUUUUUUGCUUUUUUUCAAAGUAAGUUUUUUUAAAAAAAUCAAUCAAGUUUGUUUUUAAUUGUUUCCACAGAAUAUCUGAUGUUUUUUUAAAUCAUAAAAAGUAUAAUUCCUUCCGUAUUAAAAAGGAACUAAAUGAGAGAACUUCACAGACUGAUGAAACGCUGGAAGCGGCCAGGAAAGUUCUUCAUUCGCUCUCUGAGAACGGUGGAAAGCUCACCCCAGGUAAAAAUUACCUACACUCAUUCAAAACUUCAGUGCGUUUUAGAUGAAAAACCUUCGCAAUGAUGUCGACGGAUUGAUAUCAGUAGGUGAACUUACCAGAGUAAAACUAAUUUUUCAGCUUUUUUUUCAGAAAGAAAUUUUGGACUGCGCCCUAUAUUACACGUGCAAUUCAAAUUGAACAAGAUUUAUUGGAAUUUUUAUAGCUCUUUUCAUGACUCUUUCACGUGUUAUUGAUCAAUCUUUUUUGUAUCUAUUCUGCUCAUAUUACUGCUUCAGCUUUCUGAGAAAACCGAAUUCAUACUAUGUUAUGGGUAGGAUGAAUUUUAACUGGUAUAGGAUUUUUCCUUUUUUUUCCUGUGUUUUUUUUUCCUUAAAAAUAUUAUUGAUUUGAAUAUUUGAACAUUUUUUGAGUACAACUUUUCAAGAUUCAAGAAUCGCUGUGAGUAUUUUUGAAACUCCUAUUGCGUUUAGAACUUUAUGAAUUUUCGACGAACUGUCCAACCAAAUAGUUGGAUAGGUUCAAAUAGAAGUAAUGUAUCCUUUUGGCUAUGAAAAAUUGCCAAUUUAAUUGUAAUUCAUAAUUUUUCGGGAAUGGAUUUUGAUCCUUUUUUUUGUUAGAGGCAGAUGGCCAUGAACAAUAAUUAAAAAAAUGUUUUUGUAUAAGAAUUGCUCCUAUGUAUGUCAUAACAAAUUUCCAAUGGCUUAAGCGCAAAUCAAUGGAAUUAAAAGACUAUUGAGUUUUUGAAUUCCAAAACAGUUUCAUCGCUCUGAACAUAUCCAAAAAUCUGCCGAUUUAAUAGCUCACAUAGCUCAAAACUUUCAUUAUAUGCAGUUCAACUACAUCUCCAGGUUGAAAAAAGCUUUUGAAGAAAAGUUCGAACCGAAGACAAAAGGGUGCGACGCCUUGCCGGAGCAGCCGAACGGACCAGUUCUCACCACCAUUUUCUUGACCGUACAGCAAACUGAAAGCCCAACACCCCAAAGUGUAUUUUUAGCUUUCCCACAUUCUCCGCUUUUCUCGCUCUCUUUUCUUUCCGCGCACCACCGACGGUUUAUCUCUAGGCCCUGA
This is a messenger RNA of Caenorhabditis auriculariae, 3756 nucleotides long. NCBI's taxonomy places the organism in Eukaryota, Metazoa, Nematoda, Chromadorea, Rhabditida, Rhabditidae. The record is from the annotation of a GenBank genome assembly.